AUGGAGAUUUUGGAGCACAGUAUGCUGCCUUCUUUUUCAGGAAUGCCCAUGCAUGUUUCAACAAGUCAAUGCAAACCCACAUUCUGCACACAUUACAACGUCCUGGUUGUGGAGGAAGAGGAUAAAGGUGGCGUUACUACUAAAGUGAAAGCUAAAGAUUGUUCCACUAGUUGUGCAGCUGGAUCCAUGAACCUCGGCAUUUUAAUGAUGUCUUCUGAGUGCUGUAGCAGUGACCUGUGUAACGUCCAAGACACUGCAGAUCCCGGCACUGGCUCUCUCAAUGGAAACACGUGUUACUCUUGUGAUGGGAACAGCUGCUCAAAUGUUCUGAAAUGUUCAGGCAGUGAAGAUCGCUGCAUCAAAGCAACAGGGACUUUCAGCGGCCAGACCACAGUCGUAAAAGGAUGUGCCUCUAAAUCUAUUUGUGAUGCCACAUCAGUCAGUAGUGUUCAGGGCAUCUCCUGUUGUUCAGGGAAUCUGUGUAACGGAGCUAAAAGUGUGACUCAGAGCUUUCUGAUCCUCUGUUUUCCUCUGAUCGCCUUCAUCCUGAUGCUCUGAAUACACAUUCAGUCUGACAAAAUAACACCAUUACAUGCUAUUCAUUUUUAAU
This is a messenger RNA of Danio aesculapii, 610 nucleotides long. RefSeq names its product urokinase plasminogen activator surface receptor-like. The transcript has 4 exons. The record is from RefSeq and is a predicted model, not a curated record. The coding region runs from base 1 to 558 and encodes 185 amino acids. Lineage: Eukaryota; Metazoa; Chordata; Actinopteri; Cypriniformes; Danionidae.